Messenger RNA from Tarenaya hassleriana, 902 nucleotides. Its product is annotated as nuclear transcription factor Y subunit B-9. The transcript has 2 exons. NCBI's taxonomy places the organism in Eukaryota, Viridiplantae, Streptophyta, Magnoliopsida, Brassicales, Cleomaceae. The coding region runs from base 34 to 735 and encodes 233 amino acids. Gene Ontology annotation, molecular function: protein heterodimerization activity; DNA-binding transcription activator activity, RNA polymerase II-specific; RNA polymerase II cis-regulatory region sequence-specific DNA binding. Gene Ontology annotation, biological process: regulation of transcription by RNA polymerase II. The record is from RefSeq and is a predicted model, not a curated record. Gene Ontology annotation, cellular component: nucleus; CCAAT-binding factor complex.
AAAAAAAAAAAAAAAAAAAAAAUCAGAGAAACAAUGGAACGUGGAGCUGGUCUCUCUCGCUAUCAUCAUCCAAAACCCACAUCCGGCUUGAAUUGGAAUCAUCAACCCGAGAACCCGAACGCGAACCCGACCCGGGAGCCCACGGGCCAGGAUCCGAACCCGAACCAUGCGGGCGAGAACGACAACAUGGUGCCGCCCCAGAUAUGCAUGGUGCGUGAGCAAGACCAGUACAUGCCCAUCGCCAACGUCAUCAGGAUCAUGCGUCGGAUCCUGCCGGCUCACGCCAAGAUCUCCGACGAUGCGAAGGAGACCAUCCAAGAGUGCGUGUCCGAGUACAUCAGCUUCGUCACCGGCGAGGCCAACGAGCGGUGCCAGCGCGAGCAGCGCAAGACCAUCACGGCCGAGGACGUGCUCUGGGCCAUGGGCAAGCUCGGGUUCGACGACUACGUCGAGCCACUCACCAUUUUUCUCACCCGUUACCGCGAGUGCGAAACUGACCGCGGCAGCUCGCUCAGGGGCGAGAGUCAGUACAAGUCGGGUGGGUUCCAUGGCACAAUGGCGGCUCAGCAGGUGACUGCUCCGCCAUAUGGGUAUGGAGUUUUCGACCCGUCUGUGAUGAUGGGUGGGUAUUACCAGAACGGGGCGGGUCAGGGAGGCGGCGGGGCGUCGUCGUCUUCUUCCAUGGGAGGAGGCAUGCCUUCUGCUUAUGAUCCAUAUGGCCAUCAGUACAAGUGAUUUUGAGGAAUUUGUAUUUCUAUAGAGGGAUUCAGAAUGUGCUGCUUGUUUUUUUGCCCCGGUUUCUGGUUUCUGGUUUCUGGUUUCUGGUUUCUUCUUCACCUGGUGCCUUCCAAAUAGAAAACUCUUGUUGAAUAACAGAAAGGGCAGAUUUUUGCAUUCUUGAA